Molecule: messenger RNA, 3970 nt
Organism: Aegilops tauschii subsp. strangulata
Lineage: Eukaryota; Viridiplantae; Streptophyta; Magnoliopsida; Poales; Poaceae
Product: pentatricopeptide repeat-containing protein At4g16835, mitochondrial
Biological process (GO): RNA modification
Molecular function (GO): protein binding; zinc ion binding; RNA binding
Source: RefSeq, a predicted model, not a curated record
UCACCGAUUGCUGCUCCUUUCACCCCGUCGUCGUAGCAAAUCGCAUCGCCGGUUGAAGUUUUUCUGUCACAUCUUGCCCUAGCAAGCCGCUGGUCGCAGCAAAUCGCGCUACCAUUUGAAGCUUUUCUGUCGCCGAUUACAGCUAUCGAUGAUGCUAGUGGCGUGUUCCAGUCCCCUGUGCCCGUCGUUUCUAGCAUUGUGAGCUGUGUAAAUGAGAGCUACAUGAGCGAGUGGUCGAUGCCCGAUUUAAAUCAUUGCCUUUUUUGUAUUGCCACCACACCAACCAUAUCAUCAUCCUCACAUGUGAGAACAUUUGCUUGACUUUUGAGUAAAUUUCACCAAAAGCAAAGAACACCAUUUUUGUUCAACAAAAGGGAAGGCAAGACAGCAAAGAGGGUGUGGACGGCGCCCACCUCCCACUCUCCUCGCGUUCCCCAUGCCUGUCCCGCUGCAACACAGAUGAUCGGGCGCCGACUUCGUCUCGGUGUCGGUGCCCGCUACCUCACCACGGCAGCCGUCCGGCGUGGGGACCUCGCCGGCGCCGCGGAGGCCUUCGCGUCCGCGCCCCGCAAGACCACGGCCGACUACAACCGCCUCCUCGCGGGCUACGCGAGGGCGCCCGGCGGCCGCCUCGCGGACGCGUGCCACCUGUUCGACCGAAUCCCGCACCCUGACGUCGUCUCCUACAACACGCUCCUGUCCUGCCACUUCGCCGGCGGCGACGUCCGCGGCGCCCGGGAGCUCUUCUCCGCGAUGCCGGACAGGGACGUCGCGUCCUGGAACACCAUGGUGUCCGGGCUGUCCAGGAACGGGGCCGUGGGGGAGGCCAGGGCCUUGUUCCUGGCCAUGCCUGCGAGGAACUCCGUCUCCUGGAACGCCAUGGUUUCCGGGUUUGCCUCCGCUGGAGACAUGGGCAUGGCCGAGGAGUGCUUUAGGGACGCGCCCGACAAGGAGGACGCUUUUCUUUGGACAGCCAUGGUGUCAGGGUACAUGGAUGCUGGCGAUGUGGACAAGGCAACGGAGUUCUUCCAGGGAAUGCCUGUGAGGAACUUGGUUUCCUGGAACGCCAUGGUUGCUGGCUAUGUCAAAAAUUCACGCGCAGGUGAUGCUUUGAGGGUGUUCAAGACGAUAGUCAGGGAUGCCGAUGUUCGGCCAAACGAGUCGACAUUAAGUAGCGUGCUCCUUGGAUGCAGCAACCUGUCUGCGCUGGGAUUUGGGAGGCAGGUACAUCAGUGGUGCAUCAAGCUGCCGCUGAGUCGGAGAAUAACUGUUGGCACGUCGCUCGUGAGCAUGUACUGCAAGUGCGGCGACUUGGAGGGCGCGUGCAAGCUGUUCAGUGAGAUGCGUACAAGGGAUGUGGUUGCAUGGAAUGCAAUGAUUUCAGGCUAUGCACAGCAUGGCCACGGGCAGGAAGCUAUCAGCCUGUUUGAAAAGAUGAGGGCUCAAGGUGUUAAGCCUAACUGGAUUACUUUUGUGGCAGUAUUAACUGCUUGCAUCCACACUGGACUUUGUGAUUUUGGAAUACAGUGUUUUGAGACAAUGCAGGAAAUCUACGGAGUCGAGCCACGGGCUGAUCAUUACUCUUGCAUGGUGGAUCUUCUGUGCCGAGCCGGUUUGCUUGAAAGAGCUGUGUGCUUGAUUCGCUCUAUGCCUUUUGAGCCACAUCCUUCUGCCUAUGGCACUCUGUUGGCUGCUUGUAGAGUUUAUAAGAACUCGGAGUUUGCUGAAUUUGCUGCUGGAAAGCUGAUCCAACAGAACCCACACAGCGCAGGCGCCUAUGUACAGUUGGCAAAUAUUUAUGCUGCGGCGAAUCAGUGGGCCGACGUCUCCAGAGUAAGGAGGUGGAUGAAGGAUAAUGCGGUUGUCAAAACACCUGGGUAUAGCUGGGUUGAGAUAAAGGGUGUGAUUCAUGAGUUCAGAUCAAAUGACAGAUUGCAUCCUCAGCUUCGUUUGAUUCAUGAAAGAUUGGACCGGUUGGAGGAGCGGAUGAAGGCAAUGGGUUAUGUUCCAGAUCUUGAUUUUGUACUGCAUGAUGUAGACGAGAGUCUUAAGGUGCAGAUGCUAAUGAGGCACAGUGAGAAGCUCGCUAUUGCUUUUGGCCUCAUUAGUACUGCACCUGGGUUAACCUUGAGGAUAUUCAAGAAUCUCAGGGUCUGUGGAGAUUGCCAUAAUGCUGCGAAGCUCAUCUCCAAGAUCGAGGAUCGAGAAAUCAUCCUGAGGGAUACAACACGUUUCCAUCACUUUAAAGGUGGGCAUUGUUCAUGUGGGGAUUACUGGUGAAGAAAGCCAGUAACAAGGUUUGAUGUAUACUGGCAAAUUUGAUAGGGAUGCAACAGUAGUUGAUCCUUAACAAGAGCAUUGGAUCUGUGAAGUAGUCAACAUCCUAACAUGUGAGAAUUUACCAUAGUGGUUUCUUAGUGUUGUUACUUGGGCAACAUGUUGUGUCCUGUGAGGUUAGGCAAAACCUAAUAGCCUAUUGUGGCACUUGACAGACACAUUGUUGAUGGAUGUGGCAUGAGUGCAAAAUCAAGAAGCAAGGUGUAUGGAAGGACUGAUGAAGCGCAUUUGAUUUAUAUUUCACAUCUAGGUAUCAGGCAGUUGGAGAUGUGUAUGCUCCAAUUCCCAGCACUAUUCGUACUGCUCCAGUAGUUGAUUCGUGAGUUCAGAUCAACUGAAAGUUUGCACUUGUCAGCCUCGUUUGAUUCAUGAAAGAUUGGACCAGUUAGAGGAGCACAUGAAGGCAAUGGUUUAUGUUGUAGAUCUUGAUUUUGCACUGCAUGAUGUAGAUGGACGAGAGUCUUAAAAUGCAGAUGCUGGCACUGGCGAAUCCAGGAAGAAAAUGGAGGGUGAGCUCAAAGUUAACACCGGAUUUCCAUGUCGAGUCCAGUUAUAGCACCGUCACGGGCUCAGGCUGUAAGAGUGUAUCGCCAUGAUGCCAAGUUUUCUCACCAUGAUGUGCGCCGCCAACCUCGCCGAAUCAUCCUUCUACCAUCAGGAACAACUGAAGCCUAGGCACGAGCCACCAGCAGAUCCGAUGACCUCAAAGCACACCACUUCCACCUGCGGCCACCACGAGGCCCACCGCCACCAGAUCGGACACCCCCAAGGCAUGUUCAGACUCCAGAGAGGAAGUCAAUCCAGAGGUGGUACACACAAUGUCCAGAUAUUUUCCCUUGCCAUCACAUUGUACAUUUCUGUGCACUUCUGUACAUAAUCAAGCUAAAGUCGUGUGGAACAAAGUGGAGUGAGUGUGCCAAGGAGUGACGAAGCUGAACAGAGGGUGUAGCAGGAUGCAACAGGCACUCUACGUGUUCUUCCAACUGCUCGUUUGGAAGCUUUCGCAGAAAAGGAACAUUUCGGUCAAUGAGGAGCUGCAAAAUGGGAGAUGGAUGAUUGGGUUGCUUCGGAUGAACACGCAAGACGAGCUCCAUCAGUUCCUGGGGCUAUGGGAGCAGCUUCAAAAUGUUCAGUUGCAAGACUGAGGACGCCUUCUCCUGGAAGCUGACAAGCAAUGGAGUUUACCUUUCCAAGGCCGCUUACGACGCCCAGUUCAUUGGCCGAAUUAGGCAAUCGGAACUAAGCCGGGCGUGGAGGAAAAGAGUGGAAGGAAAGAUCAAGUUUUUCAUUUGACUUCUGCUCCAAAACAUAAACUGGACUACGGAUAGGCUAGCCAGCACCGGAAUCCGCAGUCCACUUGAUGCUUCACUGCUCCUUCUCUAAGCAGACUUGACAAUUAUUCGCUGGAACAAAUCCUGAGUGACGCUGGGCACUCCUUUCUUUCUCUCUCUUCUUCUUCCUUUAUUUUCUUUUCUUUGCUCCGCUCCCUCCCAGAUCGUCUGUAAGCUGCUUGCAGCUAAUGUACAGUUUUCCCCCCUUAUGAAAUGUAAUGGCAGAGCUCCUGCUGACUUCGGUAAAAAGAAGUCGAUGUGUCCUGCUAGCUCAACAUAAAAGUUUUCAUGCGAUUCUUCUA